CAAACCGGAAGAGGGGAUGUUUGGCGAUCAGCUAAAGAGGAAAGGGAUUGUCAACUAUUUUUUUGUUGCCAUUGAAAGAAUUGUGUCACAGUAACUGCAUUGAGGCUGCUAAAGAGAUACCUGUGUGAAUCAUGGUGCUGUCAGCUUAUGCGUAGCUGAAGAGCCAGAUGAAUUGGUGCUGAGAGUGAGUGAUGGUGAUGAUAGUCCUGGUAAUGAGUGCGUGAGUGUUGCUGCACCUGUUGCUGCACCACACACUUCCCCAUGGAUUCCAACAACGAUGAGGCUCUCGACAUCAUCAUCACCAAUGUGGUGGCAACAUUCAGGACCAGAUGUCACCUUAACCUGCGCACCAUUGCCUUAGAAGGAACCAAUGUCAUCUAUAAGCCUGAAGUUGGAAAAGUGCUUAUGAAACUUCGGAAGCCGAAGAUAACAGCGUCAAUCUGGUCCUCAGGGAAAAUCAUCUGCACUGGAGCAACAAGUGAAGAUGAGGCAAAGCUGGGUGCUCGCAGACUAGCUCGCUGUCUGCAGAAACUGGGCUUCAAGGUGAGGUUCUCAGCUUUCAAAGUUGUGAAUGUGCUGGCAGUGUGCUCCAUGCCGUUUGCAAUCCACCUGGUAGACUUCACAAAGAAAAACCGGCCCAUCGCCAGUUAUGAACCUGAGCUCCAUCCUGCUGUUACAUACAGGAUCAAAACUAUAAAGGCCACUAUUCAAGUGUUUUCUACUGGCAGCCUCACAGUUACAGGACCAAACGUGCAGAAUGUUGCGACAGGAGUGGAGCAGGUCUACCCGCUACUGUUCGAGUGUCGGAGACCUCUAAACAAAUGAAGACAAAGUGCAAAGAAGAGGAGAACGAUGAAAGAGGACUCGAGACUGACAAGGAAUCACCUUCUCUUUGGAUGGAUUUGCUUGUGUUGUCUUUAUGUGGCAACAGCCAUGAACUGGAUCUCCGCGUUUUCACCACCCGGGUUGGAAUUUGGGAGAACGUCAGUUGCUCUUGCUCUCAAUUUGCUUUGAGUGUUUUUGCAUGGACACAAACCGUUUUUAAAUAUUGCUAUUUUAAUCCAUGACAGUGGUAACCAGUGCUAAGAGUCUGUAUCUUAAGCCUCAGAAGCCUUUUUACUAAUUAUACAGUCGUCCUUUAGUCUUUUCUUUAAAAGAAUCUCCGUCCACGAUCCGUUCGUAGUGACGUGUCACGGGUAAACGAUAUCCACUCCGUAUUGAUGAAACAGUUGAGUGUAAACAUUAGUAAGCCAUGUUUUUAUUUUUGCAGAUGCAGAUCCCUUCCAUCAGAGUUUAUAUUUGCUUCCAAUUUGCAUUGUUUGUUUUAUCAGGAUGUACAAACCUUGCCAUUUUACUCCUCCUUUCCAAAUGGUUUGACACACUUGUUGAGUUUUGUUUAUAUAUAUAUAUAUAUAUAUAUAUAUAUAUAUAUAUAUAUAUAUAUAUAUAUAUAUAUAUAUAUUCAAAACCUUAAUUAUUUUAACACAAUCACUGAUAAGUUAACAUUCAAUAUCAGGUUUUUAUUGUUAAGAAUUGAAAAGUCAUUGAAACACUGUCCACCGUUGACUUGUAUGCAGCAAACCGAGUAGCAGAAAGUUCAUGUAAAAAAAAAUGUUCAUAACUCUGGCGCCAUGCAAGGUUGAUUGGCAGCAGUAACACUUAUCAAAAGGUCUUGGAAUACAUUCAUGUGAACUUUUACAGCAGCAUAGAAAUAUAUGGCAGUGGAGCAUAAAGUAAAAAAAAAAACAAACAUUUCUCACACGACCACUGUCUUGAACAGAAAGCAGUGUUUUUAAUUGCCGAAUAGCUGCUGACUGCUCUGUUAAGCUUUGCAUUAAAAAGGCAACAGAUCCUGUAGUUAUGUUUGUAUAUAGUGUAUGUACACGGAUAUGAAAGCUGUUGACAAGAACGUUGAUAUGUUGUCUGUGCGUGCAAAGUACUUUUGGAACCAGUGUCAAGUGAAAGUUGUGACACUUGAAAUUUUGUAUUUUGUAUAAAAAGUAAAAUGUUUAAAAGGCCCACUAAAACAAAA
This is a messenger RNA of Cololabis saira (Pacific saury), 2032 nucleotides long. It is a transcript of the gene tbpl1, whose product is annotated as TBP-like 1. Gene Ontology annotation, biological process: DNA-templated transcription initiation. The coding region runs from base 262 to 825 and encodes 187 amino acids. Gene Ontology annotation, molecular function: DNA binding; general transcription initiation factor activity. The transcript has 8 exons. The record is from RefSeq and is a predicted model, not a curated record. Lineage: Eukaryota; Metazoa; Chordata; Actinopteri; Beloniformes; Belonidae.